AGCGCGGCGAAGAAGAAGAAAGAAGCAGACGCGGGAAUUUGUGUUGACAUCUUGUUUAGCGCGUUAGCUUUCUGCUAUUUUCUGUUCUGGGGUCCGAGCAAUACUGAAAGAAAAAAAAAUCUCAUUUAUCCAUAAGGGAGAUGUUAACUGCGAAAACUGAGCCAGCUAGUCAGCUAAGGCUAGCUAGCUAACAAUAGUAUUGAAACCAAUGAGUAUCCAUCGCUUAACGAAGCUAAGCUAAGCUAAGCUAAGCUAAGCUAAGCUAAUAAGCUAGCGAAUUUCCGAAGAACGCUUAAAGAAGUCUGAAGAAUAAACACCACCGGCGCUGACGCCUUUCUCUUACAAUGGAUCGAAAGAUGAUGAAUUUGGGGAGAGCCAAAAAGAAACUUCGUUACUUUCAGUCAGAGGAAAGUACUCCAUGUCAGCUGAAGAUUAAAGAUGUCUUUAGUAUGAAAGACCUUGAUAACAUUUUUGAUGAUUUAGAUUCUGUUCCAGGGACGCCGCUGCUUUCGCCGUUGCCCUCGCCGCUGCCCAAGAGCCCGGGGUUAGACGAGAAAUAUAAAGGAAGCCAAUCACCAGUUAAGAAGACACCCUUAACUUUCAGAGGACAGAUCAGUCCCCUCAAGGGUUCUGAUGUUUUGUUAGCCGAUGCUGACAUUCAGGUGGAUCAUUUAAACAAUAAAGGAAGUCCGCUGGAAGAAAUUGCUCCUAUUAAGACCUCCAGUCCCAUCGAGCUGUUGGCAGUCGAGCAUAUUACAGAGGAUGCAGAAAAGCCCGAAACCUCUCCACUGCUCUUCGGCAUCGAGGAUGAGGAGCCAGUUGUGGGCGACUUGAGCAAACCCAAGAUGAAUCAGAUAUCAGAAUCCCUAAAGGAGAUUUCUCAUGGGGACAGUGAAUCAUUGGUGUCUCCUCCGACACAACUGAAGUUUGGAAAGCAGACAAAACAGGAUGAUCUCGCAACAAGCUCAUCACCACAAAAAGCACCAGAUCAAGGUUGCAAGACCCUGCAACAGUCGGAACCUGAGGAAGAGUUGCAAACGAAUGGACGCGUAAGUUUAUCUCCGGUAAUUUUGAUUCUAAAGCGUCAGCCUGAACCUCCUCCCGAGGAGCAACGUAAUGUGCAGGUGCAGGAGGUGGCUGUGAGACAGUCGCUGUUCCAGAAAAAGCUCCGAAAUUCCCUACAGCCUAAAGCCUCAGGUUUCAGGAAACAGGAUACCGUGAAACAACCAGCUUGUGCUCCUUCACCCAUCGAUCCCGAGGAAGACUUCAUGAUCCUGGAAGAUGACAGUCCUAUUCGCUUCACAAUUCCCAGGAAGACUGAGACUAAAGAAAAGUCUGCACCGGAGAGCGGGCCCGUAGUGCCGCAUUCAAAAGAGAAAGCUUCUGCAAAGGAGACCGAAGAAGCUGAGAAUCUCGAAGACGGACCCAAAAAGAAAAGAAAGGCAAAGCGUGGAAGGGCUAGUGAUAUUUCCACUAAAGAUGCCAUGGUUCAGUCAGCUCCAAAAGAGAACGAGGAUCAAGUCGACGAAGACGUGGGAGGUGGAGAACAGAUCUGUCUUUCUCCAGAUACCAAUCAAGAUGCUGAUAUACCUGAUUCCGUACCACUUGGUAAAAAGGUACCAAAACGCAAAUCCUCCAAGACUGUACAGCAAUGCAACAAAGAUGGUCAUGAUGUUGGUGCCAAAAUUCCAGCCGAAAAACCUAAAGCUAAAACAAAGAAAUCUGCUAAAUUGGCCUCCAGUACUGAUACAGAGGAGGAAGAACCUGUGUCAAGUGUGAAGAAUAAACCCUUUAAAAUAAAAUUUGCCUUUAAGGCAGGCAGAUAUGCGUCUACAGGUUUAAGCUCUGCAAAACCAAAGAAACCAGAUGAGAGCAGGAGUACGAUAAAGAAUAAGAAAAGGGUUAAAGAGCAGGAUCAUGUGGCUGAGGUGCAAAAUCACACUGAACCAACACCGGACCCUGCUGAGCAACCAGAGGUUCAGAGCCCGAGCACAGUUAAAAAAGCAAAUAAAGAGCCUGCAUCAAAACAGGGUGCUCCAAAGAAGCCUCAAAAGGUAAAGAAGACAGAGAAAACAAAAGAAAUCUUAAAAAGCAAGGAGCUUGUGCCUGAGCCUGAUGUUUCUGCAGAAACCUCUGUGACCAGCAAGAGAAAGAGAAAACCACCCGGGGAAUGGUGGCUCACACAACACGAUGAAAACUAUGUGCAGGAGCAUCAAGAGUCUUCCCAAGAGCUCAAACCCAGAAAAAAAACUCAAAAGAAAGCUCCAGUAUUAACAGACUCGCCCGAGCAAGAGUUAGCUACAACUUCUCAGGAAAUCCAGCACAAGCCUGUUCCUGUUCAAAAACUGCCCAAAAAGGUGAAGUCGUCCCAGGCAGCUAAAUCUCAGUCUAAUCCUGCUGGUUCCUCGAAAAAUCCUAAAUCAGCAGGUGGCAGACGGAAACCAAAGUCACGAGCUCAAGAGCAGCGUGAAAUGACGCCAGCUCUCACGGAUGAAGAAGAGGCAAGAGAUAAUGAGGUUUCAGGGCAGCUCAGUCCGGUGGCAUGUGGUCAACUUCUUAGACAGUGCAGUCUAACUCCAGGAGAUAAAAGGGUGUUUGAUAAUAUCUACACACGGGAAGUUCAUAGUAGAUCAGCUCAGAAACGUUCUCCACUGCAACUUGAUGCGGUGGAAAGUGUUCCCGUAAAACGCCAGAGAAAACCACCCCAGAACUGGUGGGAGGUUUCACAGUCUCAGGAACCUGUCCAGAAGUCUCUGUCUCCACGAACUUCUUCUCCGCAAACAUCCAGACCAGAGAUGGGCCCUCCGCGCAGUGCCUUUCCUCAGAUGGCCAGUUUACAUAAGGCAGUGGGCCGUGGUCAGAAAAAAAAUAAAACGAAUAUGAUCAACACUCCAAAGUCAGUCAAAAGAUCAUUGGCCACAUUUGAUGCCAUAUAUGACUCUGGGAAACCAGGCCUGUCUACAGAGAGAGGGCGAGGAGCCAAGCAGAAGGGCCGCAGGAACCUGCUACACUCUCUGGAGGAUCAGUCAGAGCAGUCCAGCGAGAACAUCCAGAACGACUGUCAGCUGCAGGCUAGCAGCCACGCUACCUUUGACGUGUGCGUGAGUGGUGAGUCCAGUGCUGCUUGGAGGAAAUGUAAUCCUCGGCCAUCAAGUGGAUCUAACAGAGCAUCUGAUUACGACAUCGCUUUCAAAAGUGGUCCUUCAUCAUUAAUUGAGCUGGAACGAUAUGAAGAGCAUGAGGACGCUGAAUUGCCAUCGUCUAGGAUAAUUUCUCAAACCCGAUUCACACCGCGUGUUCUGUCUGACUGUGAUCUGUGUGGCCCUCCACUAAAGCCUAUUGUUCUCGAUAACGAAGACUGGGAUAACCUCUGUGUUUGGUUCACACAUAUCUGGCCAAACACUUCAAAAGAUAGUAAAGGUAUCAGCCCAGAUGACUUCCACUGGCACAGUCAUGCCGGACGAGCCAUGGGUCAUAUGAUUGACCUUCAAAACAACACAUUCUCAAGUGGCAAGAUUUUAUUAGGCUCGUAUAUGAAGAAACCUGCUCAGAUGGAUCUUAAUGCAGUUACUGUAUUUAAUGUAGCAUCGAGUUGUGUGCGGGUGGAAAUCGAUGGUGCCAAGGAGGUCUACAAUUCGGGACAAACGUUUAUGACGCCUUGUGGGCAAUCAUAUAGCAUUCUCAACAUGUGCCAGGAGCCUGCUGUUUUGUGGUACCACAGGAUGUUACCAAAUCACACAAUGAACUGAAAUGGCAAGAAGCAUGACUGCAGGAAAUCAUGUCCUUUGGUACAAGUGUUGUAUGGAUAUGAUGAGGCUAAAAUAUUGGAUGUUGUAACAUGAUGUAAAUAUAUUGUAGUUUUUUGGAUGUGGAUUUGAAAUAGCCUAACAGGCUUAGUGUUUGCCUUUAGAGGGACAGUUUUUUAAAAUGUAUAUAGCACUGUAGCCCCAUUACAGAUGAUAAAAGAAAAGGAAAUAUGAUUCUCAUUGUUCAACUUGUUAUUUAAAGCUGUUUUUACUACAAGGCAGAGAUUUUGAUGCAGUGUCCCUUCAAAAUGUCAAAUAAAUGAACUUGUCAGUAGGGGGCAUUGUAUCAUAAUGCAUGUCUCCUUCAGUCCUUGGUUGAAAAAAAAAAAUCCAGUGAUAAUCCGGAUGUUUGGAGACAUAUACGUUGGAGGAAUCCUGAUUACCCGUUGGCAUCAGUAUGUAUUGGGCGUUGAGCACAUGAACGUUAUAAGUAUUCGUUUCUAAACACAAAUCAGUGAUGAAUCUGCAUUGAAAUGUGUUCUAUUAGAAAUUCUUAAGCUGCCACCGUUUGCUUCACAUGCUUGUGAACUGUCCACUGGACCCAUGUGAUUCGCCUGGGAUCAUGCUUCGAUCACGCGACUUCCAAUGCAAAAAUCAAACAAAAGCGGCUGAUCAUCAUGCUGUAAAAUCACUUUAGGUGAUGCCUGUGCACAUACAAGGAGUCCUUAUCCAGAUGUAGGAUGCAUUUUCAGCAAUUUGCAGUUGUUGCUAAUACAGAUGUGUUUAAAAGACUCCUGUAUCCAGAGAGAGAGAGAGAGAGAGAGAGAGGCAGUCCUGUUAUGGUCAUGUUCAGCUGAAUUUAGCGCCUUGUUUAUGCUGACAUUAAGCCUGCUUAGACAUUACGUGAGCUGCUCAAAAGUGUUAAGACAAAUUAGAAAUUGACAGCGAGAGAUGUAAUAACGACACACAUUAUAGGAUUUCAUUUAAGGUAAACACAAUGCCAAUCAGUAUUAAUUUGAUAUCUUAAUCCCCUGCCCACCCAGGAUGUUUUUCAUAUGUGAGCAAUGUGGCACAUGGCCAGCUAAUUCUUAACAUUUUAUUAGAAGUUUUCUAAAUACAAUCAAGGGAUUAAACAGUUCUGUGAGUGUGUCCUGUUAUUGGGACAUAACCACUAGGGUGUGGGAGUACCGUCAUUUCUAUUCAUUUAUAGUUACAUUUAAUCUUUCAGAAUGUACAUGAAGUUAGUUCUUCCUAUCAUUUGCGUCUGUCCCUUACCAGCUUUCUGUUUUUCUUUCUUUUGAACAAAUGCAGAUUGUGGUGUUUCAGGAAAGCACAAAGCUUUCUGUCCUUAAGACUGUCCUGUACUGGAAACCAUAAAAGUAACAGUUUUACUGCUGAUACUGGAGAUUUCUUCCAAAAAUGUUAUCAGUGUCUCCUCCCCAAACAAACAAGAAAAUCCUCCCAUAGCAAGAGUACUUUUUUCCCCCCCAUUAUGCAUUGCGUAUGUCAUUGUGUAAGUUGUUGCUAUAGAAACGAUAGCAUCUUAGAAUGACCACAUAUAAAUAUCCACACCAUUUGACCAAUUAUAAUAGAGAAUUCAGCAGUGCUGUGGUGUAAUCUGAAGUAACAGACCUUCCACCCUUUUGUUUUAUAAAGAAGUUAAAAUUCCUCAGCAAAUUCUGAGUGCUGUUUUGUUACGAGUCGGCCGUUUGGAUCAGUGGCACAUCGCUACACAUUCCAACGUUUGCCGGGUUGAGUAACAAGGAUCUGAACGAUAUCAGCAGACUGUUUCCUUGAUGUAUUUUUUUGUUUUAUCUUGAAGCCUUACUGGGUUUUAAAGAGAGCAGCUAAAGCCUAGAAAAGAUCAGAGCAAAAGAACGAGAGGAUAAAUCUCUUCUCUAAAGCGAGUGCCAACCGGCUGCCUGGAGUCAGGUAUCGAAUAGAAUGAGCGUUGAUUUUUCUACGGUUUCAGUCUGCUGUCAGUCUGGAUAAGGCUAACGCCAAUAAAAAUAGCUAACCUUUGACCCUCAUUUGUUAACGCUAACCAUGGACUAUUCCAAAGGUUAUGAUGUAAAUGCGUGACCUUUCUGGGCCUACAUACUCACUCACAAAUACCUGCAGCUCUUGUCAUCAUGUUUCUCCUGGCCUUUGCUUUCAGCUAAACAUCUGUGUUUAGGAAAGAGUUUUAAGAACAGCCUGUAAAAGAGAACUUUAUCUGUAGAUCAAGACAUAAAAUGAAAGAAAAUGGUUUUCCUGAUGCAAACAGAAUCCUCAAAUCAAGCGUGUUCUUAGAAGUACACCAAAGCAGCAUAAUGCUUUAAGUUACAGGCUCCUGGCAGCACUGAUUAGUGUGUUCUCUCAUUUUCAGACAAUGUGGCAGGCGGGAGUUAAGCGUAGAUGAAGGCGAUGGGAGAGGAGGAUGAGAAAUUGGCUUAGCGAGGCAGUCAGGAGGUGAAAAAAGCUCAAAGGAAGACGCUCCACAUCUUUAUCCUCCCUGAUACUUUUCUCCUCAUGUCUUUGUGAGAUCAAACCCAGGUACUUAGGCAGUAAUGGAAACCAUUAUCACUUCAUCCUGUGCUGGAAAUAGUUUACACUGAAGUUUGGCAGAAAGCUGUAGUUAAGGUGUGGUAGGAAAUUGGGAGCAAAUGUGGCAAAAUAAUUAGUUUCACAACACACAAUUACAUUUUUUAUUUUUCGGUUUGUUGGCAUCAACAAAACAGAAACAUUGAUUAAACUUAUUCAAGAAGGGUUCCAUGUGAGGCUGGUAAGAUUUCUAUACCCUAUAGCCAAAAGUUUAUGGACACCUGACCAUCACACCCAUAUGUAUUUGGCAAACAUCCCAUUCCAGAUUUAGUUAUAAACUCAGUUAUAACUUAGUAAUAAGCUCCACUCUGCUGGGAAGGCCAUCCAUUUCCACUAGAUGUUGGAGUGGGAUUUUAUGUUCAUUCAGCCACAAGAUCAUUAGAGGUCAGGUACUGAUGUUGGGGUCUGGGGUGCAGUCAGUGUUCAGUGGGGUUGAGUCAAAGUCAGGGCUCUUUACAGGACACUCAGGUUUUUAACACACUAUAUCUUCACAGAGCUUGCACAAAGUUUGUGGUAACAGUUUGAGGAAGAAGGACAUAUAAGUAUGUUGGUCAGGGAUGCACACGUUUGGUCACAUGGUGUCAACUUUAGCUAUUGCGGAUAUGAAGUUACCUAUGUCAGGUGUCAAAGAAUGUUA
This is a messenger RNA of Hemibagrus wyckioides, 6966 nucleotides long. Its product is annotated as serine/arginine repetitive matrix protein 1. The coding region runs from base 345 to 3749 and encodes 1134 amino acids. NCBI's taxonomy places the organism in Eukaryota, Metazoa, Chordata, Actinopteri, Siluriformes, Bagridae. The record is from RefSeq and is a predicted model, not a curated record. The transcript has 18 exons.